ACGAAAACAAACUUUCAAUUCAGUACACAAGUACACAAAUCGGAGUUAACAUCUCUACGAGACGAAAAUCUAGACGAGAUCCUGGAGUUAGUGCUGUGGUCUUAAAUAACGAACUUUAUCGAAUAUAUGCACAUACAUACAUAAGUGAUCGAGUUUGUGUUUAAAAAUUGAUUUUAAAUAGAAGUGAUUAGAUUCAGUGCGUUUGGAAGUGUCUAUUUAAACUUCUGGUCUCGUGCAACUCGUACAAAGUCCAAAAUCUGAGUUAAAAUUAGGCUAAUCUAGUGAAGGACCUAAUUUGAUAAUCACUACUACCACUAAAACAAGGUUCGCUCCGAAACAGAUAUGUCUAGCAUCAACACGGAUGUCGUAGUAGCCCACAAUGAAGCUGAUAACGAACUCAAAGAACAGGAGAAAUAUCUGCACAAGCUAACAUGCUGUUUUCGCGGCAUUGAGAAACCAUUGGAAAUCCUGCCCAAAGUAGACUCCUUAGAGGACCUCAUCGCCAAGCUGCAUGAUGCAUUCAGCACAGUCAGCGUGAAUAUGUAUCUCGUGAAUCAUCUGAUGCUUUCGUACAAGUCGAAACCCAGUGAAUGGAAGAAAUUCGCAAAGUGGAAUCGUAGUCGAUACACCAGGAAUCUAGUAGAUAUUGGCAAUGGAAAGUUCAACCUAUUGAUCCUUUGUUGGCCAGCAGAUCAUGGAUCAGCAAUUCAUGACCACGCCGACUCCCAUUGUUUCAUGAAGUUGCUACAAGGUGAACUGGCCGAAGUGAAAUUCGAAAUGCCUAAGACACAAGGAAUCGAGGAUGGUCCUACAGAAGCUACUCAAACAGAAAAUUUCGAAGAAGAAAAACUUAAGGAGACAGCAACUACUAUUCUCAAGGAGGGCGAUGUAGCCUACAUCAAUGACAAUAUCGGACUUCAUCGUGUUGAAAAUCGUAACCACACAGAUGGUGCGGUUUCCCUUCAUCUUUACUGUCCACCAUUCCAAAUGUGCUCAGUAUUUCCCAGUGGAUCUGCGAAGAAAGUAAAAUGCCCAGUAACAUUCUACAGCAAAUAUGGCGUUCGACAGGAGCAGGAAUAAAGUGAGAGCCUAAGGAACCUAGUUGGAGAAAAAUUUUAAUUGGAGAUGCUAAAACUGUAGAAUAAGUUUGAAAGUUAACUUCCUUGAAUAAUCAUAAUGAUUUGAAGUGUAUGCACAAAUUUUUUUUUAAAGAUUAUUCCCAAAUUGGUUGCUCCAACAAAAGAAUAAAUGUCUUAAUGUUUAUUAUU
Molecule: messenger RNA, 1268 nt
Organism: Hermetia illucens (black soldier fly)
Lineage: Eukaryota; Metazoa; Arthropoda; Insecta; Diptera; Stratiomyidae
Product: cysteine dioxygenase type 1
Exons: 4
Coding region: 343-1080 (245 amino acids)
Biological process (GO): L-cysteine catabolic process
Molecular function (GO): cysteine dioxygenase activity; ferrous iron binding
Source: RefSeq, a predicted model, not a curated record